This is a messenger RNA of Rhinolophus ferrumequinum (greater horseshoe bat), 4557 nucleotides long. It is a transcript of the gene CNNM3, whose product is annotated as cyclin and CBS domain divalent metal cation transport mediator 3. The coding region runs from base 16 to 2214 and encodes 732 amino acids. Gene Ontology annotation, biological process: magnesium ion homeostasis; transport. Gene Ontology annotation, molecular function: transmembrane transporter activity. NCBI's taxonomy places the organism in Eukaryota, Metazoa, Chordata, Mammalia, Chiroptera, Rhinolophidae. The transcript has 9 exons. The record is from RefSeq and is a predicted model, not a curated record. Gene Ontology annotation, cellular component: plasma membrane.
AGGGGGCAGCGGGCGAUGGCGGCGGCGGCGGGGCGGCUGGGCUGGCUGCUGGCUGCGCUCUGCCUGGGCCACGCCGCCGGGGAGGCGGCGCCGGGCCCGCGAGUGCUGGGCGUCUGCCUGGAGCAGGCCGGGGCCGCGGGCGCGGCGUGGGCGCGCGGAGGGGAGGUGCCGGCCGCGCCGGAGGCCACCUUCCGCCUGCGCCUCUUCGGCUCGGGCUUCGCCAACAGCUCCUGGUCCUGGGCGGCCCCCGAGGGGGCGGGUUGCCCCGAGGGCGGGCCGGCUGUGGUGCCCGGUGAGGCUACGGCCCCGACGGGCGAGUGGCGCGCGCUGUUGCGCCUGCGCGCCGAGGCUGAGCGCCCACAGUCGGCGCUGCUGGCGGUGCGCGGGGAGCCUGGCGGCACGGCUACCGGGAAGGCGGCGGCCCCCGCAGGCGAAUGGCGCGCGCUGCUGCGCCUGCGCGCCGAGGCCGUGCGCGCGGAGCUGAGCAGCGAGACGGCGGAGGAGGCGGCGCCGCCCUGGGUUCUGGGCCUGGGGGCGGCGGGGCUGCUGGCGCUGGCGGCGCUGGCACGGGGCCUGCAGCUGAGCGCGCUGGCGCUGGCGCCGGCCGAGGUACAGGUGCUGCGCGAAAGCGGCUCGGAGGCGGAGCGCGCGGCGGCGCGGCGCCUGGAGCCGGCGCGGCGCUGGGCGGGCUGCGCCCUGGGCGCGCUGCUGCUGUUGGCCAGCGUGGCUCAGGCGGCGCUGGCGGUGCUGCUCUACCGCGCGGCCGGCCAGCGCGCCGUGCCCGCGGUGCUGGGCAGCGCGGGGCUCGCGUUCCUGGUGGCCGAAGUGCUGCCGGCCGCCGUAAGCGGGCGCUGGACGCUGGCUCUGGCUCCGCGCGCGCUGGCGCUCAGCCGCCUGGCGGUGCUACUCACCCUGCCGGUGGCCUUGCCGGUCGGGCAGCUGCUGGAACUGGCGGCGCGGCCCGGGCGGCUGCGCGAGCGCGUGCUGGAGCUGGCGCGAGGUGGUGGCGACCCCUACAGCGACCUCAGCAAGGGCGUGCUACGGUGCCGGACGGUGGAAGACGUGCUCACGCCGCUUGAGGAUUGCUUCAUGCUGGACGCCCGCGCCGUGCUGGACUUCGGCGUCCUGGCCAGCAUCAUGCAGAGCGGCCACACGCGCAUACCCGUUUACGAAGAGGAGCGCUCCAACAUCGUGGACAUGCUCUACCUGAAGGACUUGGCCUUUGUGGACCCCGACGACUGCACGCCGCUCAGCACCAUCACCCGCUUCUACAACCACCCGGUGCACUUCGUCUUCAACGACACCAAGCUGGACGCCGUCCUGGAGGAGUUCAAGCGAGGGAAGUCCCACCUGGCCAUCGUGCAGAAGGUGAACAACGAGGGUGAAGGUGACCCCUUCUACGAGGUCCUGGGCCUGGUCACCCUGGAGGACGUCAUUGAGGAGAUCAUCAAGUCCGAGAUCCUGGACGAGUCUGAGGACUACCGAGACAGCACGGCGCGGAGGCGGCCCACGUGUCUGAGCGCCCCUGUCAGGCGGAAGGAGGACUUCUCCUUGUUCAGGGUGUCCGAUGAUGAGCAUAAAGUGAAGAUCUCGCCCCAGCUGCUCUUGGCCACCCAGCGCUUCCUUUCUCGAGAGGUGGACGUGUUCAGCCCCCUGCGAGUGUCUGAGAAGGUCCUGCUGCACCUGCUAAGGCACCCCAGUGUCAACCAGGAGGUGAGGUUUGAUGAGAGCGACCGCCUGGCGGCACACCAUUACCUGUACCAGCGCAGCCGGCCGGCGGACUACUUCACCCUCAUCCUGCAGGGCAGGGUCGAGGUGGAGAUUGGGAAGGAGGGCCUGAGGUUCGAGAACGGAGCCUUCACCUACUAUGGCGUGUCUGCCCUGACACUGCCAUCCUCGGUUCACCAGUCCCCAGUGUCCUCGCUGCAGUCCCUCCUGCAGCCAGAACCCACCGACAGCACCCGCUCGUCCGCGUACUGUCCUGACUACACUGUGCGGGCCCUUUCCGACCUGCAGUUCAUCAAGGUCACACGGCUGCAGUACCUCAACGCACUCCUGGCCACGCGAGCCCAGAACAUGCCACCGUCCCCUGAGAACCCUGACCUCCAGGUCAUUCCAGGGAGCCAGACCAGGCUCCUCGGUGACAGGAUGGCCGCGGCAGCAGCCUUCCCAGUAGACCUUUCCCUCUUUGGCUCAUUUGGAAACUACAGUUGAUAAUUGUGGACUAGUGAGCGUUUUUUGUUUUAAGAAAACACCCAAGGGUCCAACCACAGCAGACCUGGCCUCCCAGCGGACGAGAGCCCUGGGCGAAACCCAGGAGUUUAACUGCUUGCCAGACAGCCCCGGGUCUGGGGACUAGACCAGCUCGUGGGGAACGGAGAGAGCCCAGUCGAGGAGUAGCUUCCUGCCAGCCUGUCCCGUUCCCUCCAGGCCAUGUUUUAGAUGGCCCUUCGAGUCGUGGGGCCUAGGCCGUCCUCGGAACCAGACGUCAGUGCCAGAAGCCUUCAGCAGGUCCUGCCUCCUCUAGGAUAUGGGGGUCAGCCGGGCACUGGCCUGCUUCUGAAGAGUGAAGGGACUACGGUCAUGUCCAGUCCUCGGGUCCAGCCUUCUCCUGGGGACAGUGCAGUGUCUGUACCUCCUCGGGCCCAGCUGCGAUGUGAGUGCACGAUGACUGCCUGUGUGUGGCCGUGACCUGUACUCUCUGUGUCUAGUCUGCCAGCCUGCUGCUGCGGCAGCACUUCUGAGCAAACCGAGAGCACGCCCAUGGCCUUGGCCACAGUGAACCUUGUGGCGUCCCUGACAAUGGUCUGUUUCUAAGCACGCCCCAGCCUGUCUCAUGUGCCAAACCUGGAAGCACGACACCCCCAAGUCUGUGCCACUAGUCCUGCUCCCUCCUGUGGAGGCGGCUUUUCUGACUUCUCCCAGAACUCUAAGCGAGCCAGCUGGCUCCCUGGGGACUAGGAGGUCCCUUCCUACUGCUCCUCUACCCGCCCUGCUUAGUUGUCACUUUGUGUUUUAACGAGGUCAUGUGUGGGACGAAGGGCUCUUUUGCUGCACCUAAACCUUCGUCGUCGUUGGAUCCGAGGGAGACCUAUGUCACACCUUCUCCUGUGCCUCCGUGACGUGCAUGGAGAGCACGAGGGAGGGAAGGGCUGUAAGGACCAGGUGGAUCACCAUCACCUUUCUUUAAAAAACAUGACAUCAGAGUUUUUCUGUCUGAAACAUUUUAAGCUCUGCCUUUUUCCUGUCCCUCACUCCGGGGUUUAGAGAAGUGAGAACAAGAAGGAAUUCCUUUUCUUCCGGUAAACCUCUAAUUACCCUCCACUGUUCAGCUGUAUAGAAGCUAGGGCCUCACGGGGACCUGGGAUCUUAGGUUAGAUACAGAAGGAGGAUUUCUGGAACUUUGCUCAACGGAAUCUGGGUCCUUCUGUGUAACCAGCAGGAAUGCAGGCCAAACAACAGCGGCCUGCUUGCUGAGAAGUUCUCAAGGGGUUCUCUUCAAGAGCAGAGUCCUAGGUGGGACACAGACAGCAGGUCUGCGAAUGACGUCAUUUUGUUAACGCUGUUGGGGAGCUGCGGGGGGAAUUUGCUGGUCACGUCAGUCACAUGUGGUCACAUUGGUUCACUAUAUGCCAUUUUGCUUCAAGUCGCAGGACCUGUUGAUGCUAAGUGAGAACUGACUACUAGAGAAUCAUCUCUCCAGACAGUGGUUCUUCACCUGGGCUGCACGUAGAAUCACCUGGCAAGUGAAACAUACCAGGCCCACCCCGGGGAGGGGCUAAUCAAUCAGUCUGAGCAUCAGAAUUGCUAUUUUUGAAGUAAUUUUAGAUUCACAGAGCGUUCCAGCUUCCCCUAAAGUUAACAUCUUACAUCACCUUGGUGCCUUUGUCAAAACUAAAAGGUUAACAUUGGUAUGAAACAACUCAAUUAUACUUCGUUUGGCUUUUUCCAGUUUUUCCAGUGUCCUUUUUCAGUUGCAGAAUCCAGUCCAGGAGACCAAGUUGCAUUCUGAGCUAUUCUUUUUUUCGUAACUUUUUAUUUUGAAAUACAGAUUCAUAGGAAGUUGCAAAGUUAGAGGUACCCUUCACCCUAUUUUCCUCAAUGGUUACAUCUUACAUAGUUCUAAUACAGUAUCAGCCAGGACUCGGAUGGGGGCACUGCGGGUGUAGUUCUGUAUCAUCUCGCUUUGGGUGAUCACCAACCACCAUAGUCGCAACACAGGACUGUCCCACCCCACCAGGAUCUCCCUCCCAACCACCCUUUAGAGCCACACCCACCCCUCCGGCUGCCAUCCCGAACCACUGAUCUACUCGUCAUCUCUAUGACUUUGUCAUUUUGGGAACUUUGUAUAAAUGGGAUCAUACAGUGUGUACCCACUUGGGAUUGGCUCUUCUCAGCGUAACGCUCUGGAGAUGCAUCCAGAUCGUUGCAUGUGUUGACCGUCAUCCCUUUUUGAUGUCUGCGUGAUACCCAUGGAGUGCUCGUGGGCCCGGUUAAUGGUAUCUGGAUGGUUUCCAGUUUUUGGCUGUCCCAAAUAAAGCUGCUAUGAACACUCGU